AUGCCGUCCAUGCUCGAAGUCCGUGACGAUCGUCGGUCACGAUCGAAAUCUCCGAGCGGACGAGACAGAGGUCGAUCGAGAUCUCGUUCACGCGACCUUCGGGACUCGCCCGACAGAAGCGACAACAGAAGAUCGAGCAAGAAAUAUAUCCUAUCGGAGCCGGAGUCGGAGUCGGAGUCGGAGGACGACCAGAAAUACAGACACACGCGGUCCAGCAGAAAAUACUACGAUUCCGAUGACGACGACCGUCAGAGGCGGACCAAGAAUUCAAAGAAAUAUGAGGAUGACAGCGACGAGGAUGAAAGAUACCGUUCAUAUAAAUCCAGCCAGGACCCUUGGAGACGAGAUGACCCACCCUCCGACGACGACAGGACGUAUAGAAGAUCCAAAAAGAAGUCAGACAGUGAUUCCGACAGGCGAAGAGACGGAAGGGAAAAAUCAAGCCGGAAGAAAUAUGAUGAUUCAGAGGAAAGUGGUUCAGAGGCCCAUCGACGCAAUUCUAGAAGCCAUGACUAUGUGAAUCAGAAUGGCCGUGGCUCCUAUGGAUAUCCCCCGGGAGCAUAUACGGAAAGUCGCCCUCAUGAAACUCGUCAUAUGAGCUAUGUGGGCGCCGAUCCUCGAUAUGCACCACCUGGAGGAUUUCCUGGCGAUGCCCCCCCUCGUCCUCAACAACGAAUGUCCUCAUACAGCGGCCAGGGCGGAAUGCAGUAUGCAGAGGUAGACCGAUUCCAAUAUGCGCAGCCGGACGGUAAUGUGUCAUACAAAUACAAUGACGGCCGGACGAACGUACCAGCUCCGUACGCAGAAAGGAGACCAAACCAUGAACGGUCUCGGCCAAAGGACUACAAACACAGGGGCGAUGACUACAGGCUCGAAAAGUACGAAGCACGCGAGCGGAAGGACAAAAGAGACACUGAAGACAAAUAUGAAACACGGGAGCCGAAGAAUAAAAAGCUCUACGAUGACGACAACAAAUACGGCUCUUCCCCUGAAAAUGUGACCAAGAGAAUGUCCACUUUGGCCGUGGGUGCUGGCCUUGGAGCUGCAACAUUGGGAGUCGCUCAACAUCACUCUCACGAUGGCGGUAAACCACCGGCUUCGCCUUUGCUGGAAGCAUACAAAGGGACAUAUCAAUCCAUCUCACCCAUGCCUUCAGCAUUGGUUCUGGCCCAUCACCAGGACGACUCGGAUUUGUCUGAUUUGGAUCUUGACCUGGACGACGACUCGGAUGAUCCUGGUUCAGACAUUAAACGACAGAUCCGCAAGCUCGAAAAGGAAAAGGAGAAAUAUCUCCAAGAACAAAGGCAGAGCAACGGCCUCUCCAGCAAUACUCGAGAAACCCGGCCGCGUCGCCUCUCGAAUCUGGACACAAAUUAUGAAAUCCGGGAACCCGGCAGCGGCCAACGCGACCGUGCCAACUCCAACGUGAGCAUCAUAUCACCAGGAGGUCCGGGAAAGAAGAAGACCGUGUCAUUCUACGACCCUACCAACGACGCCAAGCGCAUCGCCGCCGCCUUAUCUGGAACACGCUCGGCGCCGAAUCCCAGACCAUUGAUUGAAAUCCUGCCUUCUCUCUCGACGGACGAUCUUUUGGCCUUGCGCGCCGAAUACAAGAACCACGCCAAAAUCAGCGGCCAAGGCAUCAAUAUCGCCAAGCACAUCAAAAUGCGCAUUCCUGGCAGCCUCGGCAAAGCCUGCUACACGACGGCCCUGGGCCGGUGGGAGAGCGAAGCAUACUGGGCCAAUUCCUGGUAUCAAGGCGGGGCGUCGCGCCGCGAACUCCUCAUCGAGAGUCUCAUGGGCCGCUCGAACAGCGACAUCCGCGAGAUCAAGAACUGCUUCAAGGACAAGAAAUACAAUGAUGACCUGGAAAAGUGUAUCCGCACGGAAUUGAAGGCAGAUAAAUUCCGCGUCGCAAUCCUGCUGGCGCUCGAAGAGCGACGCAUGCCCGAGUCCUCGCCGCUCGAUAUCAACUUGGUGAAAGAAGACGUGGCGAAUUUGGCACAUGCAUUAGAGUCCGCGGGCGGCGAAACCGACAUGAUCAAAAUUAUCGUGGUGCGCAGUGAUGCGCACCUCCGCGAAGUCUUGAGAGUGUUCGAACGGACGUACCACAUCAAUUUCGCACGGCAGAUGAUUUCCAAGUCGCGCAACCUGGUCGGUGAGACGUUGGCCCAUAUUCUGAACGGCGCCCUGAAUCGACCGAUGCGUGACGCGCUAUUGUUGCAUCAGGCGAUUAGUGAGACGGCGCCCGGGAAGGAACGCACGGAGCUCUUGGUCUCGCGGCUCGUCCGGUUGCAUUGGGAACCGAAGCAUUUGGAGAAGGUUAAGAAUGUGUUUCAAGAGAGGUAUGGAAAAGGCGUGGAGGAGAGCAUAAAGAGGGAGGUGUGGGCACAAAUGAAGACGCCGGAGGGCAGGAUGUGUGCCGAGUUCUGCGUCGAGUUGGUCGAGAGUAGUGAUCCGGAUAAUAAUAGACGGAGAUGA
This is a messenger RNA of Rhinocladiella mackenziei CBS 650.93, 2481 nucleotides long. RefSeq lists its product as uncharacterized. Lineage: Eukaryota; Fungi; Ascomycota; Eurotiomycetes; Chaetothyriales; Herpotrichiellaceae. The transcript has a single exon. Gene Ontology annotation, molecular function: calcium-dependent phospholipid binding; calcium ion binding. Gene Ontology annotation, cellular component: cytoplasm. The record is from RefSeq and is a predicted model, not a curated record. Bases 1 to 2481 code for a protein of 826 amino acids.